AUGGCUAACAGGAGAAGGAGAAACACUGCUGGAGUUGACGAGAUCGCUCAGGCAAUUCAUCGCAUGGUGGAUGCGAUGCAGCCUAUUGCCGCUCAGCCUAGGGUCGUGGUGGCACUAGUUCGCCCUGUGACGAUGGAGGAUUUCAUGAGGCAUAAGCCCUCAAAAUUCUUUGGUAGAUCCACCCUUGAUGAGGUAGACGCAUGGCUGAGAGAGUGUGAGAAGAUCUGCAGGGUGAUAGACUGCACAGAUGCACAGAGAUUGUCAUUUGUCACUUUCUUCCUAGUGGCAGAUGCGAAGUAUUGGUGGGUGGGCAUGCAGCAGUUGAUACAGACAUGUGCCGAGGAGAUCACUUGGACUUCCUUCAGGACCAGGUUCCUGGAGAAGUACUUUCCGGAUUCGGUGAAACACAAGAGGGAAGCUGAAUUCCUCACCUUUCAGCAGGGGAACCUGACUGUGCAGGCAUACACAGACAAGUUUGAGUAUCUGGCUAGAUUUUAUUCACCUACAGUCACUGAGGAGUGGAGGUGCAAGAAGUAUGAGGGUGGGUUGAAACAUGAGUUGCGCUGA
Molecule: messenger RNA, 567 nt
Organism: Vigna unguiculata (cowpea)
Lineage: Eukaryota; Viridiplantae; Streptophyta; Magnoliopsida; Fabales; Fabaceae
Source: RefSeq, a predicted model, not a curated record